Messenger RNA from Xylona heveae TC161, 2343 nucleotides. Its product is annotated as MFS general substrate transporter. The transcript is spliced from 5 exons. Lineage: Eukaryota; Fungi; Ascomycota; Xylonomycetes; Xylonales; Xylonaceae. Gene Ontology annotation, biological process: transmembrane transport. The record is from RefSeq and is a predicted model, not a curated record. Gene Ontology annotation, molecular function: transmembrane transporter activity. Bases 455 to 1990 code for a protein of 511 amino acids.
CAAGGGCAACCCGACCAUAGGGCUCAUCUCACCCUCGCCCGCCUACCUCUAGGUCCCGACUUGUCGCUAGCUCUGACACCUUGGCUGAAAUGCUUGUAAUGUGUCUGCCAAGACUCCAUGAAAGUGAGGACGAACGGCGCGACUAGUCACUCAGAUGCUCACCUGUGCUCACCUCUGCAAAUGCUGACGUUUCUGGUCCGGCAUUAUCUUAGGCCCGUAAUAAAGCACCCCGCGCCAAGUUGGUAAUCAUGGCUUCCUGGGCCUGCAGAUCUGCGCAUGGGGAGCCAGUCGGAGCUGUGCGGCCAGAAAAGAUCCGCAAGGAAUAAGAAGGCAGACCUCAGUCCGUUGGCAAGGACUAAAUUCUAGUUUCUCACCCACUUCUAGUUUUCAAAUUAAUCUUUGCCGGCUGCACUUGAUCUUGGUAUGAUCGUGAGGUGCGUUCCAAUUUUACAACAUGGCAACAGGUGUACCAGAAGCCGAACGCGACCUGGUCGAGACUGGCGAAGGCCGUGCACAGGGCGAAGAAAAGAAGAAGGGAGAGCGAGAAGAUGGCCGAGUUGAAUUAGAGGAUCACGAUGCGUGGGACAAGCUAGGAUAUAGUUUUCCAACAUGGCGGAAAUGGCAGAUUCUCAGUGUGGUCUUUUGCAUUCAGAUAUCGAUGAAUCUGAACGCUAGCAUGUAUGCCAAUGGCGUACAGAAAAUCGCAAAGCAGCACAAAGUCAGCGCGCAAGUUGCACGCAUUCCGCAGAUGUUGUUCUUGGUUGCCUAUGCCUUUGGAUGCGAACUCUGGGCCCCAUGGAGCGAGGAGUAUGGUCGUUGGCCCAUUCAACAAUCGAGUCUCUUCCUGGUAAACAUUUGGCAGAUUCCAUGCGCUCUGGCACCCAACUUUGGAACCUAUUGCAUUUGCCGGUUCCUCGGCGGCCUCUCAACGGCAGGUGGCUCGGUCACGCUAGGAGUGCUGGCCGACAUGUGGGAACCUGACGAGCAAGAAUAUGCCGUCGCAUUUCUGGUGCUUUCGUCUGUGGGCGGCUCUGUUGUUGGAGCUGUGGUGGGCGGUUUCGUUGAGGCAUACAAAUCCCUGCCGUGGAUCUUUUGGAUGCAACUCAUUAUCGGUGGCGGCGUCCAGGCCAUUCACUUUUUUGCUAACCCUGAAACAAGAGCAACUAUUCUCCUUGAUCGUGAAGCAAAGCGCAGGCGCAAGGCCGGCGAGACGCACAUCUAUGGACCUAAUGAGAUUGACGGACGGGGGAUGACGUUCAAACAAGUCUGGGUUAUCUGGUCUCGACCGUUUUACAUGUUUGUUACUGAGCCGAUUGUCUUGUGGCUGUCCCUCCUCAGCGGCUUCAGUGAUGCUCUCAUUUUUACCUUUCUUCAGAGCUUCCAGCUCGUCUAUAAACAGUGGGGUUUCAAAACAGUUGGGAUCACCCUAGCUUUUAUCCCAAAGAUUCGACGCCGCGAUCCAGAUGCACUCCUUCCAGAAGUCCGUCUGUGGUGGCUAUUGUUUUUGGCACCGCUGGAGACUAUUGGCUUGUUUGGUUUUGCGUGGACCAGUUUGGGACCAACACACGGUAUACCCUGGAUUGCUCCGAUGAUCUUCUCUACUCUAGUGGGUAUAGCAAAUUACGCCAUAUACCAAUCGUCUAUUGACUACAUGACGGCUGCCUACGGUCCAUAUGCUGCAUCCGCCACCGGCGGCAACGACCUGGCACGAGACUUUCUCGCCGGCAUUGCAGCCCUGUAUUCUACUCCCAUGUACACUAAUAUUCCUCACAAACCGUUGGAAUGGGCGUCUACAAUUCUUGCAUGCAUUGCGAUAAUUGUGACCAUUCCGAUCUAUAUCUUCUACAAGAAAGGACCCCAGAUUCGCGAAAGGUCCAAGUUUGCCCAAUCGAUUGGCGCAAAGAGAAUGGAAACGAAGAGGAGACGCAAGUCAUCAGUCGGAACUGGUGCGGCGGAGAAGUCAGAGGCGGAACAUUUCGAAAAUGUGUAAAUGCCAUGCGGCGUGGUCCUGUGUGCUGCAGACACUUGGCUUUUCGGACACGUCACCCUUGAUACGACAGCUCAAGAAGGAUGAAAGUGAAUAUCUGAAAAACAUUUUAUGAUAGUAUACGAAUAGUCUUUAUUGCGAUUUUCCCCUCGGGAAUGGGAACAGGGUCGGGAACACAAGGCGGAUCCUGUCGGCGUAAAGGUGGCCAUGUCUUUACGGAAAUUGUAUUUGCGCAUACUGUAUAGUAUUUAAUGAAUAAUCCUAGUCACUUGCACAAAUUAUCGCAGCUUUUGCGCCAUACAGUACUAACAUUCAGCUUUGUUCAGCCUCAGGCUGCUUUGACUCUGGACUUUUGG